AUGGAAAGAGCCAACAAGUCACUGGUGACAGAGUUCAUACUAGUGGGACUGUCCAAUUACCCCUGGGCACAGGCCAUGUUCUUCUGGUUGUUACUGCUUAUCUACCUUGUGACACUGCUGGGAAAUGGACUCAUCCUGGCCAUGAUUUGGGCUGACCCACAGCUACACACCCCCAUGUACUUCUUUCUCAGCAACCUCUCCUUCCUCGACAUCUGCUACUCCUCCAUCUCUGCCCCCCAGAUGCUGGCAAACUGCUUUAGAGACCGACCCACCAUCUCCUUUGCUAACUGCUACACCCAGAUGAUGGUCUCACUCUACCUGGGAGUGACAGAGUGCCUCCUGUUGGCUGUCAUGGCCUAUGACCGAUUUGUGGCUAUCUGUAAGCCCCUGCGCUACACUCUGAUCAUGAGCAGAAGAGUGUGUAUACAGAUGGUAGUAAGUGCGUGGACCAGUGCAUUUCUGCUGACAGUGAUUCCCACCUUUGCAUUUCCACUUCAGUUCUGUGGGCCCAAUAUCAUCAACCACUUCUCCUGUGAAGCUCUGGCUAUGCUGAAACUGGCCUGCUCUGACACCCACCUCAACCUCAUUGUGAUGUUCUCCAGUGGGGUCCUGACACUUCUCAUGCCUUUCACCUUCAUCCUUGUGACAUACAUCCGCAUUGGCAUGGUCAUGCUUCGCAUUCGCUCAGCCCAGGGCAGAAGCAGAGCUGUCUCCACCUGCAGUUCUCACAUGACUGUGGUCAGUAUAUUCUAUGGUACCGCCAUAUCCAUGUAUAUUCGCCCACAGGCCAAAUCUGCCUCUGACCAGGACAAGCUCAUCGCUGUGUUCUAUGGACUUGUCACCCCCAUGCUGAACCCCCUGAUUUACAGCUUGAGGAACAAGGAUGUGCAAAGGGCACUGAGAAAAAUGGCUGGCAAUAAAAUGCCUGUGUAA
This is a messenger RNA of Alligator sinensis (Chinese alligator), 933 nucleotides long. RefSeq names its product olfactory receptor 13H1-like. The transcript has a single exon. NCBI's taxonomy places the organism in Eukaryota, Metazoa, Chordata, Crocodylia, Alligatoridae. The record is from RefSeq and is a predicted model, not a curated record. Gene Ontology annotation, molecular function: G protein-coupled receptor activity; olfactory receptor activity. The coding region runs from base 1 to 933 and encodes 310 amino acids. Gene Ontology annotation, cellular component: membrane. Gene Ontology annotation, biological process: G protein-coupled receptor signaling pathway.